GAGAGUGCAAAAAAAGAUUGCAACUUUUGUUUGUAUUUUGAUUGAGAGAGACAAAGGGAAAAGAAGGGUCUUUUCGUUCGUUUAUUAUUCUUUUUUUUGUUUUGUUUUAAUCUUCCCCUCUUCACUCUCUGCGUAUCUCUAUGAUGUCCGCUUUCGAUGAAAGGUCGGUUUCUUUUGAUGAUGAAAAGAAAAAAAGAAAGAGAAAUGGAGCAAUUGAUGAAAAGCCCGACCACUCAUGCUUUGGUCCGCGUGCUUUGAUGCAAGGCUGACCCCGACCCCUUGCCUUUUUUCUCUUUUUCCUUUUUUUCUAUUUUCAUUUUAUUUUUCUGUUUUCACGACUUUGUUGAUAGAUUCUUAGAGGGUAGAGAAGCCCCACUUAGGUUACCAGGCCCCUUUUGCAGGGGGUGUUUGUUCUUUGGUUUUGGAUUUUUUGAAGGCAUGCUCUUUUUGUCCAAUCAGAUUCUCUGAGCUCUUGUUCUUUGGCUUAUUCCCUCUUUAACUCUUCUCCAAGAAAUAUGUGAGAUAUUAUUCUGAUUGGAACAUUUGGUUCAAAGGAUGUGAAUUGAGGAAAGUAGAUGGUCCUUGGGUUUGGCAUUAGUUAGCUGCAAAGAAGGGAGUUUUAAUGGUGUUUGGAGGUUGAAGAAAGGGUAAAGGCCGAGUCUUUAUGGGUUCUGUUGACGAAAAGGUCAGGCCAGGAGGUUUGGUUAGUGGAGGAAACACCCUUCUUGAAGAGAUGAAGUUGUUGAAAGAAAUGCAGGAAACUACUGGGAUCAAGAAACACAUAAAUUCAGAGCUGUGGCAUGCAUGUGCUGGCCCUUUGGCAACCUUGCCUCAGGUUGGAAGCCUUGUCUAUUACUUCCCACAAGGCCACAGUGAACAGGUUGCGGUUUCUACUAAUAGGACAGCAACUUCGCAGAUCCCGAAUUACCCAAAUCUUCCAUCUCAGUUGCUGUGCCAAGUUCACAAUGUUACACUACAUGCGGAUAAAGACACAGAUGAGAUCUAUGCCCAGAUGAGCCUUCAACCUGUGAACUCUGAGAAAGACGUAUUCCCAAUCCCGGAUUUCGGUUUGAAACCAAGUAAGCAUCCGACAGAAUUCUUCUGCAAAACGCUGACUGCUAGUGAUACAAGUACCCAUGGUGGUUUCUCCGUUCCAAGGAGAGCUGCUGAAAAACUGUUCCCGCCUUUGGAUUACUCAAUGCAACCUCCAACCCAGGAGCUCGUAGUUCGAGACUUGCAUGAUAACACCUGGACAUUUCGUCACAUAUACCGCGGGCAACCAAAAAGACACCUUCUUACAACUGGUUGGAGUAUGUUUGUUGGUGCGAAGCGGCUUAGAGCUGGUGAUUCUGUUCUGUUCAUCAGGGAUGAAAAGUCGCAACUAAUGCUGGGCGUGAGGCGUGCUAAUCGUCAGCAAACAACGUUGCCAUCAUCAGUUCUGUCUGCCGAUAGCAUGCACAUUGGCGUUCUUGCUGCCGCUGCCCAUGCUGCUGCCAACAGAAGCCCGUUCACGAUUUUUUACAAUCCUAGGGCAUGCCCUUCGAAAUUUGUUAUACCAUUGGCAAAAUACCGAAAAUCUAUAUAUGGAACACAACUGUCUGCUGGUAUGAGGUUUGGGAUGAUGUUUGAAACUGAGGAAUCUGGGAAGCGCAGGUAUAUGGGUACCAUUAUCGGUAUAAGUGACUUAGAUCCAUUGAGAUGGCCUGGUUCCAAGUGGCGUUGCCUCCAGGUUGAGUGGGAUGAGCCGGGAUGUGGUGAUAAGCAGAAUAGAGUUAGUCCUUGGGAAGUGGAGACCCCGGAAAGCCUCUUCAUUUUCCCCUCGCUGACAGGUGGUCUCAAGCGACCUUUUCAGCCGGCCUUUUUGGGAACACAAACCGAAUGGGAUAGUUUGCUUAGCCGACCUUUUAUCCGGGGCCCGGAAAAUGUAUAUGGGGAUAUUCAGUGCUCGUCGAUCUCAAACAUGUGGUCCGAACAAGUGAUGAAGAUGCUACUUAGGCCCCAAGGUGUGAACAAUCCCGGUUUUGUUGCACCCACUCUACAAGAGACUAUUGCUCACGAGACUAUUACUAAGGCCGCUAUACCUCAAGAAGCCAGGAAUGUGAUGCCGGGGGCUACUAUCAAGCAGAAACCCGAGCUAAUUCCCGUGGAAGAGACAUCUACACAGAUCGAGAGUAAUGAACCGAAAAAUCCUUUGCAACAAGUGAAUCAACUGCAAUCUCCCAGGAAACUUGAAAAUCAGACCGUGCCAGCAAUUCCUAGUGAAGUGACAAAAUCAGAACCUAUGCUCACAUCAGAUCAGUUAAGUCGGCUUCAGUCUCUUGGGCAAUGCAAUGACGAGAAGCUACCCUUGACGCCCACAAAUGCACAUAAUCAGGUGACCCGGGGGGCAUUUUUGACCCCGAAUAAUGAUUCGUUUCCAAUCCAAGGAAGCCCGUGGCUCAUGCCACCACAGUUUGAUUCGCAGGCUCCGCAGAUUGACCCGGCUAUCAUGAAUGGCUUUCUUCAAUGCCCUGAUAAUAGGGAAUGGGGUUCAUAUCUACCCUCUGGGUUUCUCAGAACUUCCGAACCUUUUUCUACAUUGAGGAAGCCGGACCAACAACCAUUUAUGUUACCCGAUGCAGUUAAUCCAGUUGGUCAAGAACUGUGGGACGAUGCAAAAUGUUUUCCCCAAGGGAACCUCGAAGCCCUACUACCCUCGGGGGAAGACAUUUCUAACCUUCACAGCAUGGCUGAUUCGUAUGGUCUGAAAGACUUGUCGUCCAACCAGAGCCAAGGACAGAGUGAUUAUAGUUGUCUUAACUUUGACGGUAGUAAUAGUGGAAGCGUAGUGAUUGAUCCUUGUGUUUCAAGUGCCGUCUUGGACGAAUUCUGCACCUUGAGAAAUGGCGAUUUCCAAAACCCCGCAGAUUAUCUAGUGGGCAAUUUCAGUUCUAGCCAAGACGUCCAAUCACAGAUCACUUCAGUCAGCCUCGCAGACUCUCAAAAUUUCUCUCUGCAAGAUUUUGCAGACAACUCGGGUGGUGCUUCGUCAAGCAAUGUGGAGUUUGACGAAAGUGCCCUUUUGCAGAAUAGCACGUGGCAACCCGUAGCACCACGCGUCCGGACAUACACAAAGAUUCAAAAGGCUGGAUCAGUAGGCAGAUCAAUCGAUGUCUCGAGUUUUAGUAAUUACUAUGAAUUACGCUCAGAAAUUGAACGCAUGUUUGGACUGGAGGGGCUGCUAAAUGAUUCCAAAGGCUCGGACUGGAAACUGGUUUAUGUCGACUUUGAGAACGACGUUCUUCUUGUUGGAGAUGACCCAUGGGAGGAAUUCGUUGGUUGUGUCCGAUGCAUCAGAAUUCUUUCGCCUUCUGAAGUUCAGCAGAUGGGCGAGGAAGGAAUGCAGAUCUUGAACGCGAAUGCAAUGCAGGCGGCUGUUCAUGUGUCUGCAACUGAGGGUUGUCACUGAUCGAUCUGUGUACUAUGAUUCCACUUUGUUGCCUAUCUCGGAUUAAGGAAAGAUCAGUUCUUGCGUUCUCCUAGCUUUGUGGGAAUUGUCGUUUAGCUGUCAAAUGUGUAGUUGCUGCUGGCCAAUGCCACUCUUUGUAAGAAUUAUUUCAAGUAUUGAAGAGUUUUGACAUUA
Ipomoea nil (Japanese morning glory) is the source of this 3622-nucleotide messenger RNA. Its product is annotated as auxin response factor 5. Gene Ontology annotation, cellular component: nucleus. Lineage: Eukaryota; Viridiplantae; Streptophyta; Magnoliopsida; Solanales; Convolvulaceae. Gene Ontology annotation, molecular function: protein binding; DNA binding. The coding region runs from base 665 to 3448 and encodes 927 amino acids. Gene Ontology annotation, biological process: regulation of DNA-templated transcription; response to hormone. The transcript has 13 exons. The record is from RefSeq and is a predicted model, not a curated record.